Penicillium diatomitis is the source of this 1005-nucleotide messenger RNA. Its product is annotated as nicotinate-nucleotide diphosphorylase (carboxylating). The transcript is spliced from 2 exons. Gene Ontology annotation, biological process: quinolinate catabolic process; NAD+ biosynthetic process. The coding region runs from base 1 to 1005 and encodes 334 amino acids. Gene Ontology annotation, molecular function: nicotinate-nucleotide diphosphorylase (carboxylating) activity. NCBI's taxonomy places the organism in Eukaryota, Fungi, Ascomycota, Eurotiomycetes, Eurotiales, Aspergillaceae. Gene Ontology annotation, cellular component: cytoplasm. The record is from RefSeq and is a predicted model, not a curated record.
AUGGCCGCUUCUCACGGAGACCUGCGUCACCUGCUUCCGGGGAACUACAAGCGGCAAAUUGCCGACUGGCUCGAGGAAGAUUGCCCCAGUCUCGACUAUGGCGGUUUUGUCGUAGGCGAGUCUGAGGGCGAGGCUCGUUUGCUUGGAAAGAGUGCGGGCAUCAUCGCCGGUAUCCCAUUCUUCGAUGAAGUCUUUUCUCAAUUGGGUUGCACGUACGUGGACCUCAUCUCCCAAUCCCCAAUUUCCCUCACACCUUCCGGUCUAACAUCUCCAUCCAGAACCGAAUGGCAUAUCCAAGAAGGCCAACCCAUCCCCCCCAACACCAAAACCCACUGCGCCACCGUCCGCGGCCCCAUCCGCCAAAUCCUCCUCGGCGAACGCGUCGCCCUGAACAUCCUCGCCCGCUGCUCCGGCAUUGCCUCCAAAUCCGCCUCCACCCUCGCCGCCCUGCGCGCCGCCGGCUGGAACGGCAUUCUCGCAGGAACCCGCAAGACCACGCCGGGCUUCCGCGUCGUUGAGAAAUACGGCAUCCUGGUCGGUGGCGCGGACCCCCACCGCCACGACCUCAGCCACAUGACCAUGUUAAAGGACAACCAUGUGUGGGCGUGCGCCAACAACGGCGCCGGAAUGGGCGGUCGGACGAAUCCGGACUCGAUUGCGGCGGCGAUCCCCAAGGCGGUGCGCGCGGCCAAGGCGGCCGGGGGCUUUGCGACCAAGGUCGAGGUGGAAGUGAGGAGUCUGGAGGAGGCGGAUGCGGCGAUUGAGGCGGGCGCGGAUGUGGUCAUGUUGGACAAUUUCACGGCGCAGGGGGUGCGGGAGGCAGCCAGGGCGUUGAAGGAGAAGUGGAAGGCGUCAGGGAGGUCGUUUUUGAUCGAGGUCAGUGGGGGGUUGACGGAGGAGAGCGCGCCUACGUAUGCUUGUCCUGAAGUGGAUAUCUUGUCGACGAGCUCGAUUCACCAGGGGACGGGCAUUGUGGAUUUUUCGCUAAAGGUCUCCUUGCGCUGA